Molecule: messenger RNA, 1306 nt
Organism: Eutrema salsugineum
Lineage: Eukaryota; Viridiplantae; Streptophyta; Magnoliopsida; Brassicales; Brassicaceae
Product: UPF0235 protein At5g63440
Exons: 7
Coding region: 265-963 (232 amino acids)
Source: RefSeq, a predicted model, not a curated record
UUUGUCUAAAACCGGUCCGAUUGAUCGCAAGUAAGAUUGAGGUUUAGUCCUUGGGGCUCCGUGGCCAGCCGGAUCCGUGCGCCACCGUGAAUCGCCGGUCGCUGUGACCUGUGAGCUAUCCGUUUGGGCGGUUUAGGUGAUAUAAUACCCAGAAAAUUACUUUUAAACCAAAAAAAAAAAAAGUGAAGGAGAUUACAAAAGUGAGAGCUGAGCUCCGACAAAUUUCUUGGAUCGACGAAUUCUGAAGAGAAGGAGAGAAGAGAGAUGCCGAAGAGAACGACACACACGUAUUCGAGCGAGGACGCGGCGCCGGAAGGGCCCGACUCUGAUCUCUUCGUUUACUACUGCAAGCACUGUGGUUCUCAUGUCCUUAUCACUGAUACCCAGUUGCAGAAGAUGCCAAAAAGGAAGACCGACAGAUCGAAUGUGCUCGACAAGAAGAAGCACCUUGCUAGGUUGAAUGUCAGCGAGGGAGGAAAAGUUUUAUUAAAACGGGGAGAAGGGAAAAUGGAGAGACAGUUUAGAAUGAACUGUAUCGGUUGUGAGCUUUUGGUUUGUUAUCGCGCUGAAGAGAAUCUGGAAACAGCGUCUUUUGUUUACAUUGUUGAUGGAGCACUUAGUGCUGUUGCUGCAGAGACUAACCCACAGGAUGCACCUGUACCUCCCUGCAUUUCACAACUCGACGGUGGACUUGUUCAGGUUGCAAUAGAAGUGGAAGACCGUGCACAACGUUCAGCAAUCACAAGGGUAAACGCUGAUGACGUUCGUGUGACUAUUGCUGCACCAGCUGCUCGUGGGGAAGCUAACAACGAGCUUCUGGAAUUCAUGGGAAGGGUGCUUGGCUUAAGGUUGAGCCAGAUGACUCUCCAAAGAGGUUGGAAUAGCAAAUCAAAACUACUCGUGGUCGAGGAUUUAUCUGCUAGACAAGUGUAUGAGAAGCUUCUUGAGGCCGUUAUACCGUAAAAUCUGCUGUUCGUGCGGGUUGGUGAAAGACAUUAACUCGAGAGCUCUGCAACCCUUUUGUUAACACUCUUUAUUGGUUUGCUGCAGAUAAGAAAGGGUUUCAUAUUUUUCUUGAGAAGAUAGAUAAACUGCUUUCUUCUUUCUUUGUGUUUCAUGCUUAUGCGACCACUACUCUUUUAAAAUAAUCCCCUAUUAUUAAAGUUAUUAUAAUUGUCUUUUGAUACUUUCAAAAGUGUGUCUUUUGAACUAUAAUUAAAAAUCACAUCUAUAACUUACAGUUGUCACAUUUAAUAUUGUAAUUUGGUCAAAUGUGUAUCUUAAUUAUUAAACAAGACCUUGAAUA